This is a messenger RNA of Eucalyptus grandis, 1872 nucleotides long. Its product is annotated as MORN repeat-containing protein 1. The transcript has 3 exons. The coding region runs from base 358 to 1677 and encodes 439 amino acids. NCBI's taxonomy places the organism in Eukaryota, Viridiplantae, Streptophyta, Magnoliopsida, Myrtales, Myrtaceae. The record is from RefSeq and is a predicted model, not a curated record.
CCCCCCGUCCUUCUCUCUCUAGGAACGCUGCAAAAACAUUUUUUCGUUAUAAGGGAAGAGGCCCCUCUCUCCCCUUCCCCACAGGAGCGAACCACUCCACACUUAUCUUCCAAGUCACUCCUCCCCUCUCUCUCUGCUUAUUCUGCGCCCCCCCCCCCCCUCCCGCCGCCUCACCCGCGGACGAUGUCUCCGGCGUCGUCGUCGACGUCGAGCGCCGCCUUCCUCCUCAUCAGAAUCUCUCGCUACCGGCGGCACUGAAAACGACCCGACAAAACGAACCCGAAACUAAACCGAGGAUCGAGUCCGGCCCCCAACGGUCGGGGAUUGAAAUUUGGAUUCGCCUCGCGAGCUCCGCAGAUGGAGGGACCCAAGAGCCAGUCCUCGGCGGUGCUCACCAGAUCGAAGUCGUCGCUCCUCCGCUCCUCCUCCACCGUCCGCUCCUCCAUCCACAGCCUUUCCUCCGUCGCCGAGGACGACCUGCUGCCUUCUUACCACCAGAGCCAGCCGCAGCGCGAUCCGGUCGAGGAAGAGAAGGCCAGGAGGCGCGCCCCACGCCGGUCCGGCCCGACCGGGUCGAGCCGGUUCCGGCCGGCCCUCGCCGUGGCCUCCCUCGCCUUCUCCACCGUCUUCUUCGUCUGCUUGUUCAGUUCCAGGAGGGACGCGGCCCCGAGCACGACCGCCUCCGAGAACCUCCUCCUGGCCCUCAUCUUCGUCGCCGUCGCGCUCUUCUUCGUCUCCAGGAACAAGCCCCUGAUCGAGCGCAACCUCUCGACGAUUAAGCACCUGUACAGCCUCAACGCCAAGAGGCUAGGGUUCUCGCGGGGCAACGCGAGAGGGGGCGUGCAGUGGUUCAUCGGCAGCGACUCCAGCGCGGCCGACGCCAAGGCCGCGAUCAGGGAGAAGAAGAAGAUUAUCCGCGAGGGAGUGGAGUUCUACAGCAAUGGGGAUUACUACGAGGGCGAGUUCCACAAGGGGAGGUGCAAUGGGAGUGGCGUGUACAAUUACAUCGCGAACGGGCGAUACGAAGGGGAUUGGAUCGACGGCAAGUACGACGGGUACGGGAUUGAGAGCUGGGCUCGCGGUAGCAGGUACCGCGGGCAGUAUCGGAACGGGCUGAGGCACGGGUUGGGCGUGUAUAGGUUUUACACGGGGGAUUCGUAUGCCGGAGAGUGGUGGAAUGGGCAGAGCCAUGGGGUUGGGGUGCAGAGCUGUGCUGAUGGGAGCUGCUAUGUUGGGGAAUUCAAGUGUGGGGUCAAGCAUGGACUCGGGUGUUAUUAUUUCAGGAAUGGAGACAGAUUCGCUGGAGAAUAUUUUGGCGAUAAAAUUCAUGGGUUCGGUGUCUACCAUUUUGCCAAUGGCCAUUGCUACGAGGGUUCUUGGCAUGAAGGUUCGAAGCAAGGCUAUGGAAUGUACACUUUCCGAAACGGCGAUUCAAAAUGUGGUGAAUGGCACUCUGGUUCCCUCAAGACCCCUUUACCCCAACUGACCGACGCAGUUCUUCGAGCAAUUCAGGCUGCCAGAAAAGCAGCUGAAAAUGCAAUUCACCUUCGCCGAGUAGACGAACAGGUGAACAAGGCCGUCUUGGCCGCGAGUAGAGCUGGGACUGCUGCUAGAGUUGCCGCCGUGAAAGCUGUCCAGAAUCGGAUGGACGGCAAGUUUUGUGACAUAGAAGCUUGACUAAGAGUGGCUUUUUUAGGCUUUGGCUGAAAGUGUAUAUUUCACUAAUCUUUAUGAUCACGGAAGAGUCGUCGCCCCGGUGAGCACAAGCUUCUCGGAGGUUGAGAUCUCCUCUUUUCUUUUGAUCACGCAGAAUGUAACUUGUACAUAAGCGAUGUGUAUCAAUGAAAUGAGGAAACUUCUUUUUUUUUUCCC